This is a messenger RNA of Trichoplax adhaerens, 1857 nucleotides long. RefSeq lists its product as uncharacterized. Gene Ontology annotation, cellular component: membrane. The annotation marks the transcript as partial. Gene Ontology annotation, molecular function: transmembrane transporter activity; protein binding. Lineage: Eukaryota; Metazoa; Placozoa; Uniplacotomia; Trichoplacea; Trichoplacidae. The record is from RefSeq and is a predicted model, not a curated record. Gene Ontology annotation, biological process: transmembrane transport. The transcript is spliced from 6 exons.
AUAGAUAGUACAAAAUCACUGAGAUGCGGAUAUUUACAAUUUAGACCGGAUUUUCUACAAACCUUCAAUACAUCAAAAUGGCUGCUACUGAUUUUAUGUUUCUACAGUGUAACUAUGAGUAUGCAAAUCAUUGGUUUUCGUGGUGUCGUCAUUCCACAGGUAGAGAAGAGAUUUAAUAUGACAUCUGCUUAUAUAGGCUCUAUUAUGAGUACUGUUGAUAUUUCUGGAGGUAUAUGCGGUGUUUGGUUAGCGUACUGUGUUGGCCAACAAAAUAAGGGAAAAUGGGUUGGCUAUGGUGUCGUCAUCACUGCCUUAGGCUCCCUUAUUUUUAUUAUACCUCACUUCGUGGCUGGACCUUACUAUUAUGGUUAUAAUGCUAUUACACAAAACAGUACUGCUGCCGAUUUAUGCUCUUUUAACUCAUCAGGUUAUAACACUUCAGCAGCUGAUUGUACAAGCUUGAGUGACAGUGGCAACUCUUGGAUUUAUCCGACGUUAUUUGUAGUUGGACUGAUAUUCACUGGUGUAGGUGCAAGCAUUCAAUAUAACGCUGGUAUUUCCUACUUGGAUGAAAACGUUAGUCCACGAGCUUCUCCCCUCUACAUUGGUAUCUACCACACAAUGGGAAUAGUUGGGCCAUCACUAGGAUAUGUAUUUGGAGGUGUAUUCAGCAAUGUUUUCAUCGAUUGGCCUGCAUCUCCAAAAGAUUUAACUCCAGAUGAUCCGAGAUGGAUCGGUGCCUGGUGGCUGGGCUACCUUAUAUGUGGAUUAUUUUCAUUGGUUUCUGCCAUAUUUAUCAUUGGAUUUCCAUAUCGUCUACCAAGUUAUGAAAAGAGCAAGCAGAAACGUCAAGCGUUGGCUACUAAAACUAGCAAGGCUCCUACCGUUAAAGAUGAUAGCUCACAAUUAACUGCUUUUCUGAAAUCUUUCUACUGCAUUAUAAGUAAUCGGAUAUUUUUGCUAGCCGCCGUUGGUUUGACAAUUGACCAAAUUCCAGUAAUAGGAUUGGCCACAUUCUUACCAAAAUUUAUUCAGUCACAAAGUGGUUUUUCGUUACUAGUCUCUACAACCAUUGGAGGAGCCGGUGUCGUUAUCAGUGCUGCCAUUGGCCAAAUCCUGGGUGGUUAUAUGAUGAAGCGAUGGAAUCUUAUUGGAUCACAAAUAUCUCGAUAUUGCUUUUACGUUUGCAUCGUAAAUGUCUUAUUUUCGUUUGUGCUUCUCAUACAUUGCAACAGUCCAGUUAUUGCUGGUAUUAAUGCAAAAUAUCCCUCCCCUCUGGCGAACGUAACUAUGCUAGCAAUUUGCCACCAAAAUUGUGCUUGCAAUGCUAAUGUCUUUAAACCAGUAUGUGGUGCCGACAAGUUGUCUUAUAUAUCACCCUGCCUGGCUGGUUGUCGUGGGUCUUCUGAGCUUCAUCUGGUCAACAAGAUUGGCAACUAUGCGUAUUCAAACUGUAGUUGCGUUAACGCAUUUGUUGAACAAACAGCCAAAGCUGGAUUGUGUCCAAUGGAUGCUUGCCCUGCCCUGUAUCUACUGCUGGCUGGGAUAAUCCUUUUAGUAAUAAUUACUUUCUUAUCAUUUUCUCCAACUAUUUCGAUAAUCCUGAGGAGUCUACCAGACAAUCAAACUGCAUUUGGAAUGGGAAUCGAAGGACUAAUUUUUAGAAUUGGUGGAGGACUCCUUGGUCCAUUAAUUUUUGGUUUUUUAAUGGACAAUUCUUGUACGUUUUGGAAGGAAGAUUGUGGCAAGAAACAAUUUUGUUGGCAAUACGAUAAUGCAAAGUUAUCUCUAUACACAUUUUUAGCUGUAGUUUUGGUCAAAGGACUUAAAUUAGUUGUAUAUGGAUUCCUGUGGUAC